GUAGAGCACGCAAGCAGCGGUAGAGCUGUGUGCCAGCAGGCGUCUUGCAAGCGGCACGGCAUCAAGAUUGCGACCGGUGAGUUGCGUAUCGGUACGCAUAAGCUCUUCGAUAGAGAUGGUGAAUCAAGGUGGUAUUAUGCGUGGCGUCACUGGGGUUGCGCAACCACGCAACAGAUCAAAGGCCUGAAGGAGACGACCAACAACGACCCCACCAAUGCACCCGGUUACGACCGCAUUAGCACCGAGAGUCAAGAACAAGUUCGGCUGGCAUUCGAGAACGGUGGACCUGUCGAUAAGGAGUUCAAGGGUAUCCGUGGAGAUCUAGCCAAGGCGGCGCCGCGCUAUGCGCAAGAGUAUCUCAAUGCUGAUGGGUACCAAGUCGAUGUCCCAACGCGAGCUGCCGCAUGCCGCGGUGCAGAUUGCCUAUCUAAGGGUAUCAAGGUCACCAAAGGCGAGCUGAGAUUUGGUAUCUCCGUCCCAUUCGAUGGCGAGCAUGGAUCUUGGGUCUACAAGCACUGGAAAUGCAUGUCCCCGUACGACCUCAAAUCUGCAAAAGAGCACUACGAGCAGGACUCAUUCGGAGGCCUUGAAAAUAUUCGAGCCGAGUACAAGCAGGUCGUGGAGCAGACUUUCAAGGAGGGCAAGAUUGUCGAACCGCCUACGUUGCAGUCAGAAGCGCCUGCGGCUAAACCAAGGAAGCCCCGAACGAAA
Cucurbitaria berberidis CBS 394.84 is the source of this 711-nucleotide messenger RNA. Its product is annotated as zf-PARP-domain-containing protein. Gene Ontology annotation, molecular function: DNA binding; zinc ion binding. The record is from RefSeq and is a predicted model, not a curated record. The transcript is spliced from 3 exons. Lineage: Eukaryota; Fungi; Ascomycota; Dothideomycetes; Pleosporales; Cucurbitariaceae. The annotation marks the transcript as partial.